Molecule: messenger RNA, 3891 nt
Organism: Jaminaea rosea
Lineage: Eukaryota; Fungi; Basidiomycota; Exobasidiomycetes; Microstromatales
Product: kinesin-domain-containing protein
Exons: 1
Coding region: 39-3728 (1229 amino acids)
Biological process (GO): mitotic spindle assembly; microtubule-based movement
Cellular component (GO): spindle microtubule; nucleus
Molecular function (GO): microtubule binding; ATP binding; plus-end-directed microtubule motor activity
Source: RefSeq, a predicted model, not a curated record
CAAGUCCCAAUUUCCCCGUCUCCUUUCUUUCUAUUACCAUGUCUGCCCCUCUUCGAAGAGGCGGCGCUCCUCCGCUAUCUGGUCGACCUGGCCAGCCAACAGCGGCCAAGCGGAUUCCCUCGUCGCAAUCUCAGUCGCAGUCGCUGCGAUCCUCGACUUCCUCAUCGUUGCGUUCAUCAGACCUCGAGCCAUCGUCAGCAGGGCCGAGCUCACCAAAGAGAGGCCCGAGUGCAAUGAGAGCUCCGUCGACAGCAUCUCGCAGACCAACAGCGACCAAUGGUGCCUCUGCCGCAGGAGAUGACGAGUCUAACAUCAAGGUAGCGGUCAGGGUGCGCGGCCAAGCACCGGGCGAGCCAGCCCCAACAGCCGCUAUCCUCAACACUUCAGGCCCACGAUGCUCGCAAAUUCACGUUCAGCUCGAGCCUCCUCCAGUCUCCUCCUUGUCCAGCAUACCCUCCUCCUCCCUCGUCACGCCGGCAGACGCACCGCGCGAAAAGACGUACAACUUUGACAACGUCUUUGGCCCCGAAGCCGAUCAGGGAAUGAUUUACCAGACGGUAGUGACGCCGGUUCUGCAGGAGGUCAUGAGCGGAUAUAACUGCACCAUCUUCGCAUACGGGCAAACAGGGACUGGCAAGACACACACAAUGGAGGGAGACCUGACCUCGCAAGUGGGCACCUACUCGUCCGAAGCUGGAAUCAUCCCGCGGACACUCUAUCGCCUCUUUCAUCAGCUGGAGUUGAGCUAUGCGGAAUACUCUGUCCACGCUUCGUUCGUCGAGCUUUACAACGAAGAGCUGCGCGACCUUCUCUCGCCAGACCUGCCCGCUCCUCUGACCUCGGGAGGCCUCAAGAUGUUCGACGACAAGAGUCGUGGCGUCGUCAUCCAAGGGCUUGAAGACACUCCUAUGCGCGAUGCGGCUCACGGUCUCGACCUGCUUCGUCGUGGUAGCCAGAAGCGUCAAAUUGCCGCCACGCGCUGCAAUGAGAGCUCCUCGCGCUCCCACUCCGUCUUCACCCUCACAGUCCAUACGAAGGAGACCACCUCCAAAGGUGAAGACGUGCUGCGUGUCGGCAAGCUCAACCUCGUCGACCUGGCCGGAUCGGAGAACAUUGGCCGAUCAGGCGCAGAGAACAAGCGCGCUCGAGAGGCAGGGAUGAUCAACCAGUCCCUCCUCACGCUGGGCCGUGUCAUCAACGCCCUGGUAGAGAAGAGCACCCACAUCCCCUAUCGCGAGUCGAAGCUCACGCGUCUCCUGCAAGAGUCAUUGGGCGGCCGCACAAAGACGUGCAUCAUCGCAACCGUCUCGCAAGAGAAGGCCAACCUAGAGGAGACACUCUCCACCCUCGACUACGCCCUUCGCGCCAAGUCCAUCCGCAACAGGCCAGAAAUGAAUAGUCGCAUGACCCGCGCUGGAUUGAUUAUGGAGUACGUCAAAGAGAUUGAGCGUCUCAAGCGCGAUGUACUCGCCGCUCGAAGCAAAGAGGGCUUCUUCCUCAGCAAUGAGAGCUGGAAGGAGGUCCAAGACGAGAGCGACGCGCGCAAGAAUGCUGCCGAUGAGCUGCGCAGGCUGGUCGAGGUGGCAGAGAGUAAGCGUGCGAGCUUGCAAGAGCAAUUUGAGCAGAACAUGCAAUUGCUGGUGAAGCGCGAGGGCGAGUACAAGAGUGUCAAGAGCGAAUGUGCGGCCAAGAAGCUGGAGCUCGAUGGGGUUAUCGAGCAGGCGAGGAGCUUGGAGGAAGCGCUCAAGGAAGAGGUGGAGCUGCGCGAGGCGUAUAGGAAUAGCGAGCGUAAGCUCAACAGGAUCGCGGCGGGGCUGAGGGAGCAGGCAAAGGAGGAUGAGAGUGACUUGGGCGGACUGUGGGCUAAGCUGGAGAGGAAGGCCGCGGUUGAGGCUACGAAUGAGAGGGUCGUGGGAGAGUAUCGGCGCGGGGUGGAAGAUAUUACGGCUCAGCUUGAGGGCAAGGCGAGAGACUUUGAGGCGUCGCAUCAGGACUUUGCCUCUACGCUCGGCGCAAGCAUCGAGGCGUUCAGCCAGCGCGAGGCGUCAAGCCUCGAGACCUGCCGUCAGGUGAUGGCAGACCGUCUCGCAGCAUUACAAAAGCAGGCCACCAAGCUCGGCCGCGAGCACGACGCUGGACACGCCAACGUCUCCACCCUCGUCACCGCCAUCGAGGAGGCCCGCACGUCCCUCGAGGCAAGCCUUCAGUCUCAGUCUAGCUCCCUGGCCGAGGAGUGGAAGACCUUCGAGGCCUCAAUGUCCGACACUCUCGCAAGCUCUUCCGUCAAUACGCGCAAAGCCUUGCACAGCAUGGCUGAGCUGAUCAGCCAGAUGGGCAAGCAGACGCAGCAGCACGUCGCCGAGCAAGGUCAGCAGCUGGAAGAGCUGCGCGGCGAGGUAGAGCAGGCGGCGCAGCGUGAGGUCGAAGGGCUGAAGGAGCAAAAUGCCGCUCUCGUCGCCAUGCUCGAGGAAGAGAGGAGCAGGGCGGCCGUAUCUCGCGAGGCGCUAGCCAAGAGCAUCGGCGAGCUUCUCCUCGCCCAUACUGAGGAGCGUGAUCGCAGUCUCUCUACAGCGGUGGACUCGCUCCGCACCAAGAGCGCUGCCGCAGAGGACUCCGUCGCUACGUCCGCCCAAUCACAUGACGCCAGGCUCGCUUCGCUGGGCAAGCGAUCAGCCGACCACGCCAGCGCGAUCGAGGAGCGUGAGAAGCAGGCACGCAAGUAUCGCAAGCGCGGCGAGGCGGCGCUCGAAAGCGGCGAUGAGGCGGUCAAGACUAGCCUGGCGAGCUGGAGCCAGAGGGUCGAGGCGUGCACGCAGGGUACGGGCAGCGCGAUGGAGGAGCAUGAGAAGGCGACGCGCCAGGCUCAGAAGGAAGCUGAGGAGCGUGCAAGCAAGUGCAAGGAGGAGCAGGCCAGGCGUCUGGGACAGAUCGUCGACGGGGUUCAACAAUCCCACUCCACCGCCUCCGAGCAGCUCAGCAGCACCCUAUCCGCGUUGUCCACCCACCAAGCCGAUGCCACAACUCUGCUCGGUGCCCACUCCACCGGCGCAAGCAGCUACCUCUCUCAAGCCUCCUCCGCCCUCACCUCUCUCCGCUCGCAAGCCCAAAGCUACCUCACAGACUACUUUGCCCGUGACGUGCCCACCGGCUCGACCCCUCAAAAGCGGGAUCCCGCGCAUGCUCAAGAGCCCCCGCAGUGGCGACUCGUGCCUGGAGUCAGGCAGAGAGCACUGGAGCAGUACAGACAUUUGGUUGCGAAGAAGCAGCAAGCGCAGGCGGGAGCGCCCAGGCCCUCGGGGGCGAGUGAUGCAACGAAUGGUACGCUGCCCGAUGAUACGAGGGAGACGGUCGAUAUUGAUGGGCUGCGCCAUGAGGAUGGAGAGGACGUGGAUGCGGAUGAGGCCCUUGAGGAGGAGCUGGAGGAAGAGGAGGAGGACGAGGUUGAAGACAGCCUUACAGAUAUUACCGCCGUCGCUGCUACUGGGGCGGGCCGGGACAGUAGCACGGGCGAGUCGUCCGAUGAAACGGUGAAGCUUGGUGCGUCUACGAGGCGGCGUACCGCUGUCCAACCGGCACAACGUCGCACUGCUUCAGGACGAGCGGCGUUGAGCGAAAAGAAUGUGGAUCCUAAUGUCGUCGAGCUGGUGGCCGCAGGGGACGCAGCGGGCAAAGCGGCAAAGGGGAAAGCAGUCCCGUUGGCAUCGAGAAGGACUACCAGGGCGACUUGAGCGGCGUGGCAGGUUGAGCUUGGGUUGUACCAUCCAUCACGGACAUCAUCAUCGUUUGCCUCUCUAUCAUGUCCUGCACGUCGCAUGCACGCAUAAUUAGGGGAGCACUCCGUCCCCUUCUACUACUUCUUCGCCUUUGGAAUCAUACCCAUCUUUGUGCCAU